Messenger RNA from Copidosoma floridanum, 1372 nucleotides. RefSeq names its product E3 ubiquitin-protein ligase ZNRF1. Gene Ontology annotation, cellular component: cytoplasm; intracellular membrane-bounded organelle; membrane. Gene Ontology annotation, molecular function: ubiquitin protein ligase activity. Gene Ontology annotation, biological process: proteasome-mediated ubiquitin-dependent protein catabolic process; protein K48-linked ubiquitination. Lineage: Eukaryota; Metazoa; Arthropoda; Insecta; Hymenoptera; Encyrtidae. The record is from RefSeq and is a predicted model, not a curated record.
UCUGAAGUGUUUUAUACCGUUUGAAUUGAAUCUGAAAAGUAAUGUAUUUUUCCACGCCUGCUUAAGCCUUCGAAACUCCUAAUACCCCUGACCCCUGAUACUUAUUUUGUUUGCUCAGAUUGAAUCCUCGAACAAGUGUUAUUUUGUCAUCGUGUUGUAAUAUAAUCUUAGUUCAAAAAUAUAUAAAUCAUGCUCACAAAAAUAUAUGCGUGUGCACAUGUACAUAUGCACAUAUGGGUAAAACUUUCGAGCCUGGUGACACAGUAUCAGCUAAACCUAAUCAGUUGCCCGUCCAGCCUCGGCGGGGCCAGCUCUGCCGCACUUGAAGACGACGGUAGCUCCCACUCCCACAUUCUUUAACCUUAACCCCAUAAUAAAGUCAACUAUUUUUAGGCCAUAACCAUCAGUUUGUACCCUGUACAGUACAGCACUCGUUUGUUGAAGAGCAUUGUUACUGCUACAAGAGUAGUAGAGUAGCUAUAGGAAGGCUACGUAGUGCGUUGCGAAGAUGGGCGCGAAAUCAAGCACGAUCACGCAAGGUGCCGGAGCGAGUGGUCAGUCACCUGCAGAUCCUAGUGAGACUAUGCAGAGCUUUUCAACAUUGCGCUCGUUGCCUAGUGGUGUGAGUAUGUUGCAGCAUCCUAGUGAGACCCAAGUAGAUAGCCGGAUUGGUUCUGACAGCAGGCAACGAGCACGUUCUCUCAGCUCUGUACCUGACCUUCCGCCUGAGCAGGCUGGCCUUGGAGCCACUGUUGGUGUAAGUCAUGUUCUUGGACUUCCCCAGCUUGAUCCGGAUGACCUCGAAAAUGACAGUAGUAGAGUCUAUGCCACGAACAGCUUACCUUCCCACAUUUGGUCUCUCAAUGGUUUGAAGUGUCCAGUUUGUUCUAAAUUUAUUUUACCGGAGGACAUUGAAUGUCACCUUAUAAUGUGUUUAACUAAGCCACGUUUAAGCUAUAAUGAGGAUGUUCUGUUAGACGAAAAAGGUGAAUGCGUUAUUUGCUUAGAGGAUCUGCAACCUGGUAACUUGAUAGCCCGCCUGCCUUGCCUCUGCAUAUACCAUAAAAACUGUAUCGACAAGUGGUUCCAGGUAAAUCGAAGUUGUCCAGAACAUCCUGGCGAUUGAUGUCAGUUGGAUUCUUGAAAAAGCAGUGAGACUUGAAACAAUUUAUUAUGUGAUUCGUGAGGUGCCUGUAGAAACUUCAACAGUAAUAAUUGCAGUGUUAACAACAUCAGCAAACUACGUCAAGGAAAAAGAAAAUUAACCAGGAGAAAAAAAUUACAGGUUACAAAAAAUAAGCUAGUCAAAAGGUGGCUACUAGUCGGUGAUUUUCUGAUUUUUUGAGUUACGUAAUAAAAGUGCUGUGUGACA